UCCAUAAGGAAAUCAUUUAACUUAGUUACGAAUAUUGUUAGCUAAAGGGAUGUCUACAUCAAUGCAGCCCAGCAAGUAUACCGGCCUGGUGGCCGACCUGAUGCCGAACAUACUGACGAUGAGAUACACUGGAUUAUUUAUGCAUAACUUUACUGGAGGCAGCGUGUUCAUGAAAAGAAUCUUCUCAUCGGUGCAUUUGGUAAUUAUUGUGCUGCAGUUUUGUUUCAUACUGGUGAAUAUGGCACUGAAUGCGGAGGAGGUCAAUGAGCUGUCCGGCAACACAAUUACUACUCUGUUCUUUACGCAUUGCAUUGUCAAGUUUGUCUACCUGGCCAUCAAUCAGAAGAACUUUUACAGAACCUUAAACAUUUGGAAUCAGGCUAAUUCACAUUCAUUAUUCGCCGAGUCAGAUGCACGAUAUCAUUCAAUAUCCUUGGCCAAAAUGCGUAAACUCUUCUUUCUGGUCAUGCUAACAACUGUCGCCUCGGCUACAGCCUGGAUAACAAUUACGUUCUUUGGGGAAAGCGUCAAGUUUGCGAUGGAUAAGGAGACGAACUCCACGAUUACCGUUCCAAUACCCAGAUUGCCGAUAAAAGCAUUCUAUCCAUGGGAUUCGAGCCAUGGCAUGUUCUAUAUGAUUAGCUUCGUGCUGCAGAUUUACUACGUACUCUUCUCCAUGAUGCAUUCGAAUUUAUGUGAUGUGAUGUUCUGCUCCUGGUUGAUAUUUGCUUGCGAGCAGCUGCAACAUCUGAAGGGCAUUAUGAAACCGUUAAUGGAACUAUCAGCCUCGCUGGACACCUACAGACCCAAUUCGGCUGCAUUGUUUCGUUCACUUUCGGCCAAUUCCAAGUCGGAGCUCAUACAUAAUGAGGAGAAGGAAGUGGACAUGGAUAUGACCGGCAUCUACAGCACCAAAGCAGAUUGGGGUGCACAAUUUCGAGCACCAUCAACAUUGCAAUCCUUCAAUCCGGCAGCAAAUGGCAAUGGCAUGGCCUCUAAUCCCAAUGGGCUCAGCAAAAAACAGGAAAUGAUGGUUCGCAGCGCCAUCAAGUAUUGGGUGGAGCGGCACAAGCACGUCGUCCGGUUGGUCGCUGCCAUUGGGGAUACAUACGGUGCUGCUCUACUGUUGCAUAUGCUUGUUUCGACCAUAAUGCUGACACUACUCGCCUAUCAGGCAACAAAAAUCAAUGGGGUUAAUGUAUAUGCAUUUACGGUAAUUGGAUAUUUGGGCUAUGCACUGGCGCAGGUGUUUCACUUUUGCAUUUUUGGCAACCGUCUGAUUGAAGAGAGCUCAUCUGUCAUGGAGGCGGCCUACUCCUGUCACUGGUACGAUGGCUCUGAGGAGGCCAAAACUUUUGUGCAGAUCGUUUGCCAACAGUGUCAAAAGGCAAUGAGUAUAUCAGGUGCUAAAUUCUUCACUGUCUCGCUGGAUUUGUUUGCCUCCGUGCUCGGUGCUGUUGUCACUUAUUUCAUGGUGCUGGUGCAGCUCAAGUGAACAAAAAGAACAACAACAAAGUUGAUAUAUUGUAUUGCUUGUUGUCCGUACCAACAAAUUGUGUCAAAGUUUAUGUUUUAUGAUAGCCACUGAGCAGUCAGCAGUCACAGAUUCCUUUAAAUUGUGGAAACAGUAACCAGAUUCAAAUAUUUAAUUGUUAUCGUAUAUCAACAGCAAUUUUGUACUAGUUUACAAGCACAUAAAUACAUAUAUAUAUUUUAUUGAUUUGUUCACCUGAAUAUCUUCUCAAAUGUAAUGCUUUGAUUGUAAACGCAAUACGCAAAAACCAAUAAAUGUGUAGUACAAACUCUAA
This is a messenger RNA of Drosophila grimshawi, 1808 nucleotides long. RefSeq names its product odorant receptor coreceptor (gene Orco). Gene Ontology annotation, cellular component: plasma membrane. Bases 50 to 1495 code for a protein of 481 amino acids. The record is from RefSeq and is a predicted model, not a curated record. Gene Ontology annotation, molecular function: olfactory receptor activity; odorant binding. NCBI's taxonomy places the organism in Eukaryota, Metazoa, Arthropoda, Insecta, Diptera, Drosophilidae. Gene Ontology annotation, biological process: detection of chemical stimulus involved in sensory perception of smell; sensory perception of smell. The transcript has 6 exons.